Messenger RNA from Aureobasidium pullulans EXF-150, 1401 nucleotides. RefSeq names its product gamma tubulin. Gene Ontology annotation, cellular component: centrosome; microtubule; spindle. The record is from RefSeq and is a predicted model, not a curated record. The transcript has 5 exons. Gene Ontology annotation, biological process: cytoplasmic microtubule organization; meiotic spindle organization; mitotic spindle organization. NCBI's taxonomy places the organism in Eukaryota, Fungi, Ascomycota, Dothideomycetes, Dothideales, Saccotheciaceae. The coding region runs from base 1 to 1401 and encodes 466 amino acids. Gene Ontology annotation, molecular function: GTP binding; structural constituent of cytoskeleton.
AUGCCGAGAGAAAUCAUCACACUCCAAGCAGGCCAAUGCGGCAAUAGCGUGGGCUCCCAGUUCUGGCAACAACUGUGUCAGGAACAUGGAAUCAACCGUGACGGAAACCUCGAGGACUUUGCGACUGAAGGAGGUGAUCGCAAGGAUGUCUUCUUCUACCAGUCCGACGACACGCGCUACAUCCCACGCGCCAUCCUAAUGGACCUCGAACCGAGAGUCAUCAAUGGAAUCCAAACCGGCCCGUACAAGAACAUCUACAACCCCGAAAACUUCUACAUCCACAGCGGCGGCACUGGAGCUGGAAACAACUGGGCUGCUGGUUACUCCAUGGGCGAGACUGUACAAGAGGAGGUUCUGGACAUGAUCGAUCGUGAGGCAGACGGCAGCGACAGUCUUGAGGGCUUCAUGCUGCUGCACUCCAUCGCUGGUGGCACUGGUUCAGGCUUGGGCUCAUACUUACUCGAACGACUCAACGACCGCUUCCCCAAGAAGCUGAUCCAGACAUACUCGGUCUUUCCGGAUACCGUACAAUCGGGCGAUGUCGUUGUUCAACCCUACAACUCUUUGCUAUCCAUGAAGCGACUCACACAACAAGCCGACAGUGUCAUUGUGCUCGACAAUGGCGCUCUAUCGCGUAUCGCAGCAGACACACUUCACGUCCAAGAACCUUCUUUCCAACAGACAAAUCAACUCGUCAGCACAGUCAUGUCCGCCUCGACGACAACACUCCGCUACCCAGGCUACAUGCAUAACGACCUUGUCGGCAUCGUCGCCUCUCUAAUCCCCACCCCGCGCUGCCAUUUCUUGCAAACAAGCUACACACCAUUCACCGGCGAGAACGUCGAAGCCGCAAAGACCGUCAGAAGAACCACAGUCCUGGAAGUCAUGAGAAGAUUGUUGCAGCCCAAGAACAGAAUGGUCUCCUCAAACCCAGGAAAGAACAGCUGCUACAUCAGUAUCCUGAACAUCAUCAUGGGCGAAGCCGAUCCAACUGAUGUCCACAAAUCCCUCCUCCGCAUCCGCGAACGCCGCCUCGCAACCUUCAUCCCCUGGGGCCCGGCCUCCAUCCAAGUAGCCCUAACCCGCACAUCCCCCUACACAACCACCGCCCACACCCCACGCGUCUCCGGCCUGAUGCUAGCCAACCACACCGGCAUUGCGACCCUCUUCAAACGCAUUGUUUUCCAAUACGAUCGCUUACGCAAGCGAAACGCCUUUUUGGAGCAAUACAAACGCGAAGAUGCUUUUAGGGAUGGAUUGGGGGAAUUUGAUGAUGCGAGGGAGGUUGUUAUGGAUUUGGUCAGGGAGUAUGAGGAUGCGGAGAAGGAGACGUAUUUGAGUGGGCCCACUGGGCCUGUGGAGUCGGAGGAGAAGGAUGGGAGGACUGAUGGGAUUAGAUGA